AGCUUAUGUUUAGUACUCCUAAUUAGCAUCCAAACAUCCGAUGUGACAGGUGUUAAAUUUUAAUAGGGUGUUCCCAAACACCCCCUAAACAGCAGUAAAUGUUUUCCUUCUUCUUCUUCUUCUCAUGUAUGGGUUGGAAAUUCUACAUGCAUUUUUGUUAGCCAUGUGUCAGUUCAUAGUUGAGGUUGGGUCCUAGAAGCGCCACGAAUGAGAUGCAUGUGCCGGAGUCCGGGAACAGUAGCGGUAAGCUGCUAGCGUCAAAGCUCAGUUGGGAAAUCAGGUUGUGAAUGAAGGUGCAGAGCUUUGUUCAGGAGGGGGAGGUUCUGUCAGCGAGAGUACGACUUCGGCCGAUGCAGUUUGAGACGGAUGCUCUCAAAUCGAGAUUCUUUGGUUUGGUGCAUGCUUAGGUCAUUAUUGUCAGGGUUUUAUUUUCAAAUCGUUACAUGAUUUUUAUUGAUGAAUGGAACAAUGCCUCAAAUGUACAAUUUUAUUUUAUGAUUUUUUAUAGACUACUAGUUAUAGACUUCGAUUGCGAUACAGUGGGAAUCGUCGAUGACAUUUGAAUACUAUGUUUCGUAGCUUCUUUCUAUAUUUUCUCUUAAAUUUGAUGACGGAGAAUAGAUGAUCCACCCCCAGCCCUCGUGCGGGGAGGAGGAGUGGGCCCAACCCACCGCCAACGCAACGUUCCUCUCCGCACCGCAGAAGGGACACCUCUUCGUCUCGCUCGUCUCGUCUCGCCCUCGCAUCAAAUCCUUCCUCCUCUCCGCCGCCGCCGCCACCUCCGCCUCCCCAACGCGAGCAAGGAUACAUAAACAAAAGGAACCAUGGAUGCCCACAGUUUUUACCACGAUGAUUAUCUUCAAGAGAACAUCCUGUUACGUGGAGGCGAACGGGUCGUACGGGCAAGUGCUGGGGAGAUUCUGGCUCGUGUGGACCUCGAGAUCGCCUUCGGCCUCGAGAAGCUCCUAAACCUGGAGAUGCUGGUCAUGGAGAUCGCUCGCCGAGCCGCUGACAUCGAGCCUCUCAUGCGGGACCCUCAGUCCAUUUCUGCCGAGUCGAUUGACGAGGCUUUCGAAUUCGAUGUCCUGUAUGGCAUUGUAGACUCUGAAGCCAAUGAGUUGGAGAAGCUAGUUGGUUCUAUCCGAACGGAUAUUGCAAAUGCUGAAAGCAAGGUUUCGGAGGAAGGACCAGGGACCAGGGUCAAGGACAAGCUGCAUGCCGCAACAGAUUCCCUGAAGCAGAUGCAGGAGCUCAUCUCUACUAUUAGAAGGGAGUCCGCGACCUUUGAGAAAACCAUACAACCUUCACACGAUAAGCAGGGAAAUAGCGAGGACGUGGGAUAUGAAAAUGGUCACAUGUCACCUCACCCUGCUAUGCAGUCCAAGGAUCAGAGACAUGUUCUGCAGAUGUUACAACAGUCUAUAGCAAAUGAAUUAGAUCUUCAAAAGAAGAUAUUCAAUUCGCAGUCUGCUGUGGAAGAUCUCAAAAUGAAGCUGCAUUACGCAGAACAAAAAUCUUAUUUCUUGGAGGAAUCCAUCGAAUCUCUUUAUGAAAGAAUGUUCACAGCAGAAAAUGCUUCCCAAUUGUUUCUUGGAACUUCAAAGGAACUCAUUGGUAAAAUUACUACCAUCCAGGUCUCUUUAAGCGCUUCAGUUCACAGGGAAGAUGAUCUUAAAUCAAAGUUGGAGGAAAGCUUGAUGAAAUUAAACGCCAACCAAAGCACUAGGGAGAUAUUGCCUGGAGACAAUGACAACAAUACCAGUCAGGAGGCUGUGGAGAUACAGGUGUUAUCACCUCCUGAAUUCUUGACUUUGCGGAAUAAGGUUCAGCAGCUGGAGGAAUGGUUGAGGGACUCUGGCUCUCAUCCGCAGUGGUCACUGCUAUCAAGAGGGGCAACUGAAGAAGAGCAGAGUACGGCGCAGUCUGAGAUAAACACAUUUGGGAAUAUUAUCAGUGAUCUUAAACUUGCCAUUUCCAAUGCAGAAAGUAGAACACAAAAGGCUGAAACAAGGUGUACACAGCUCAAUCAAACUAAUGUUCAGCUUACUGGGGAGCUGAACUCUCUUAAAGUUCAGGGGUCAGAUAGGGCUGGCUUAUUGGAGACAAAACUGAAGGAAUCAGACACUCAAUUGGAGCAUGCAAGAGCAUCAGUUGAUGCUAUUGUUGAACAACAGGGAAUGCUAAGAUCUUCAAUGUCUGAUAUGGAACAGAUGAUUGAAGAUCUGAAGGAAAAGUAUUUGAAAGCUGAAACCAGGGCUGAGAAUGCUGAGUCCAAAUGUUCAUUGUUGACAGACACUAAUUUAGAGCUUAGUGAAGAGCUGUCGUUUCUGAGAGGUCGAGUAGAAAGUCUAGAAAACUCAUUGCAUCAAGCCAACCAACUGAAGGUGUCCACUGCAAAAGACAUUGGUAGUAAAACUAAAAUUAUCACUGACUUGGUUGCAAAACUUGCCUUGGAAAGAGAACGGCUUCAUGUACAGAUUGUUACACUGACAAAAAAGAACAGUAUGUUAGCUCAAAAAUGCAAAGAAAAUGUUGACAAAGCUUCGUUGAGCAAAGAAGCUACUGAUGUUGCCAAAGGUGAAAUCAGGCCCAGUAAAGCUACGGAGGAAGCGGCUCUAACUUCUUCACCAACACAAACCAAGGUGAUACCAACUGGUAACUCUCCCCAAGAAGAGGUUGAAAUCGAUGAGGUGACUCCACUGGAAGGUGAAUCUCGUGCCGAGAGCACACUCGAGACAGUGCGGUGUAUUGAGCCGAAGCUGCUAAACUGGAAGUACAUUUUGGCUGCAGUGCUGGCCUUGGUUGCUGUCAUCCUCGUGUACCAGCUGUACCAAUCUGACGAUGGAGUUGAACAAUUGUUCAGGCGAUUUGUAGGGUAGGAGUAUAUAUUACUAGUUAGAUAGAAUAAGGGGGUGUUUGGAUAGCAGGUGCUAAAUUUUAGCACCUGUCACAUCGGAUGUUUGGACACUAAUUAGGAGUA
Messenger RNA from Setaria italica (foxtail millet), 2980 nucleotides. Its product is annotated as WPP domain-interacting tail-anchored protein 1. The transcript has 5 exons. The coding region runs from base 825 to 2879 and encodes 684 amino acids. NCBI's taxonomy places the organism in Eukaryota, Viridiplantae, Streptophyta, Magnoliopsida, Poales, Poaceae. The record is from RefSeq and is a predicted model, not a curated record.